This is a messenger RNA of Juglans microcarpa x Juglans regia, 1096 nucleotides long. RefSeq names its product 60S ribosomal protein L18a-like protein. NCBI's taxonomy places the organism in Eukaryota, Viridiplantae, Streptophyta, Magnoliopsida, Fagales, Juglandaceae. The record is from RefSeq and is a predicted model, not a curated record. The coding region runs from base 455 to 874 and encodes 139 amino acids. The transcript has 6 exons.
AUAAAAAUCCAGAGUUUCAUACAAGAACGAAAAGUCAAUCGAAGGGUAUGGUUCUCUUGUGGGGUUUUUAACGAAUAAAAAUUCAUGCUUCAGAUACCUACCUCAACAAUAGAUGUACAACGACUCGUGAAAACAUAUUUUUAAUUAAGUUGAAAUAACUUGCUAACUACCAACCCAUUCUCUUUCGUAAUAGACACAAAUCGGGAGCCAAUUUUGCUUAGCUUUCUUUUGCUAAAUUUUGAAGGGGAUCCCUUUGUUGGUCAUGCAAAAACCGUUCCCAUUUGCGGAAAAAUUUCAUCUUUUUAUCCCUUCUUUCUUUAUAUCUGAUCUGAAGGAAGAAGCGCGAACUCAGAAAGGAAACGAGCUUCCAGUGCUCAGUCUUGUUCUUCGUAGGCUCUUUUAGGGCUGCAGCAGAGCAGAGGACAUCAUCCUUCAAAACACAUCUUCCCGUGCAAUGGAUAAAAAGGCCACUAGAAAUGGCAUUGAGUUGGUGAGAUCAGCUUCCGAUAAGCAUAUUGAUCUUUUGAGGUCAUCUGCUCGAUAUUUUUCAGCAGUUAAAGGGCACUUAUCAGAUGCCGUCGGCCGUGAACGGAGCAAGUAUACCCUCAUCAGAGAUCCAGAAGAUACCCAACUAGGGAUUUAUGACAAGCCCCUUCCAUGCUUUGGCUGCGGAAUAGGAUGGUUUUCAUUUCUGUUAGGUUUUCUGUUCCCACUUCUUUGGUACUAUGCGACAUUUCUCUAUUUUGGAAAUUACUACCGCAGGGAUCCUAGGGAGCGAGCAGGACUGGCAGCCUCAGCAAUUGCGGCACUGGCUUGUACUGUAGUGUUGCUGGUCCUAUCUGCUAUUCGUUUCUUUCAGCCACUCUCACUCUGAUCCCUGGAUGCUUCUAAAUUACUAUGUGAGCAUCAGAAAAUUGAAGUAAAAUUGCGAGGACAUGUAGAUAACACGGCAGAAGAGCAGAAAAUAUAUAGUUCCAAGACUAUUUUCCAUAAAUUGGAGAUUAGAUGAUAAAAUACAAAAUCCCCUGUUACAAAUACCCUGCAUCUGUAUGGAAACAGAUAUGGAGAAAAUUUAUAUCAUUGUUGAUUUGAAGCU